CGGCCGUAGCUGUAUACCAUCUAGUCAAAACCGUCACGCUCCGGUCUGUUUUGGAGAAGGGAAGGAGUGGAAGAUGGCGGCGUCCAAGGUGAAGCAGGACAUGCCUCCUCCUGGAGGUUAUGGCCCUGUCGACUAUAAGAGAAAUCUCCCGAAACGGGGACUUUCUGGGUAUAGCAUGCUCACCAUUGGAGUUGGUGUCAUGUGUUUCGGUUAUUGGAGACUCUUCAAAUGGAACAGGGAGAGGAGGCGGUUGCAGAUUGAGGAGCUGGAAGCGAGGAUAGCUCUUCUGCCUUUGCUGCAAGCAGAGCAGGACCGGAGGCAACUACGGAUGCUGAGGGAGAAUCUGGAGGAGGAAGCAGUUGUAAUGAAAGGUGUCCCCGGCUGGAAGGUGGGCGAGAAUGUCUUCCACACAGACCGCUGGGUGGCCCCCCUCACAGAGGAGCUGUUUAACCUUCGACCCCGUGAAGAGCUUCUCCACAAGCGCUUUGGCUUCCUGUGGUACGUGUAGCCGCACCCCAGUCCAACUGUGUACACCUCAGCUACCAUACCAGCCACAGCCAGUACCCUUUUGACCGGAGUCCACAACUCCACACAGCUUGUAAAUGUUCUAUAUUAAAGUCAUCUUUUCUGUACCCCAUACUGAUUCUCUGUCAGUUUUGUUUAUUUUAAUUACUGAAGGAAUAUUACAGGAUUACCAGGAACUUUAAUGCAUUCUAUAGCCAGGCCUACAUGGUUGUCAUCAUUCCUGCUUCUUUUUCCCUCCAGGUUAGUGAAAUUGUGUAGUCUACCCAACAUGUAAGCACCUAUUCAAAUCACAAGUCUGAAUUCUUCCCUUAUAACAAUAUGCAAUAGAAUAACUUGUUGUCAAUGCAAUGUGGAUUUUCCAAUGGCUGUCUGUGCAGCCCCGAACACAGUCUUCCAGCCCUAAUGGAUGGAGUGAUUCUGUUGAGCGGUGCCAAACAGGCUACUCUUCAGACUCCUUUGAGCCUUGUUGGGGAAUUUCAACCAAAUAAAGUUGUUUUCCUUUUA
Molecule: messenger RNA, 1029 nt
Organism: Oncorhynchus kisutch (coho salmon)
Lineage: Eukaryota; Metazoa; Chordata; Actinopteri; Salmoniformes; Salmonidae
Product: NADH dehydrogenase [ubiquinone] 1 alpha subcomplex subunit 13-like
Exons: 5
Coding region: 74-508 (144 amino acids)
Cellular component (GO): respiratory chain complex I
Source: RefSeq, a predicted model, not a curated record